ACUUGUCAUCUCCCCUAUCUUCAACACCCACAGCCUCAUUUCUCCGCCAUAGACGCCCUAGCAAAACCCUAGCCCUCCACUCCACUCUCCCCCCAUCACCACCAACCCCCAAGAAAAUGGCGAAGAAGAAGGUGCACCACCACCACCACUCCCACGAAGAAGCCCCUCACAGCGACACCCACCCGGGCCACCACCACCCCAACCCCAACCCCAUGGACCAAGAUGACAGCGCUUCGUCGGAGAAGCUCGAGAGCCUCAAGUCCCUCAACGCCAUGCUCCUCAAGGAGACCUACGAGCGGAGGCACCAGGUCGAUUCCCUGGAGCGCGCCAAGAAUGCUCUGGAGAGCCAGCUGGCUCGGUUCGGCGGCGAGAAGGAGGCGCUCGAGGCCGAGUUGGGUCGGGCGGGUCGGGAGAGCGUCGGGCUGGCGCUCGAGAAGGGCGUCAUUUGCGCUUUCUUGGAGACCCAGAUGGUUGAAAUCGGUGCUCGGGUGGAGAGGUUGGUGAAGCGGAGGGACGCGGAGGUGGACGGGUUGAGGGAGAGAGUGCGCGUGCUCGUCGAUAGCCUCGAGAAGGAGAGAGUGGUUCUGAGCGACGUGAGCGGGGAGAGGGAUUUGGCGAAGGCGGAGAGCGCGGGUUUGGUUGAGAAGGCGAACCUGUUGAAGGAGAGCCUGAGUGAGAUGGAGAAAGUGAGGAGGAAUCUGGAAGGGAGUUUCGAGAGGUUGAAGUUGCAGAAUGAGAAGUUGGUCAGGGAGAAAGAGGAAGGGGAGAGAGCAAUUGAGGCGGUGACGAGGGAAAGAGAUUCCGCCAAAAAUAGUUUAGCCCAGGCUGGGAUUGAGGCCAGUGAACUGAAGGGUAGAGUUGAGGAACUCGUGAGGGUCAAUAAGGGUUUGGAGAUGGGAGAAAAUGGGCAGCUAGUGGAGAUGAAUGAAUUGGAGAAGGAAAUGGCUGUCUUGAAUGAGGUUGUGGUGAGUUUGAGAAGAGAGGAGGGGAAACUGAGAGAAAGGGUCUCCGAAUUGGAGAACAAAUGCGAUGCGGCGAUUGAAAAGGAAAAGGAGAUGGUUGGGCGGAUUAAUGGUUUGAGUGAGGAAAACCAGGAGAAGGGAGAGACAAUCGAUAAGCUGAGAGAAAAGAACAAUUCAGCAGAGAGGCUGUUGAAGGUGGCUGAGAAAAAAUUGGAGGAGAAGGAGCGGCUUAUGGAGGGGAUAGUUCGGAAGAAACUCGAGAUUGAAGAGGCGAAUUAUUGUAAGCAGAAUGAGAUUGCAGGGUUGCUCAGAGAGGUCGGUGAACUGAAGAAUGAGAUUACUCGAUUAGAAUUUUCUUUACGAGAUCAAGUGGACAAGAACAAGGCUUUGAUAUCUGAACUUAGCUCUUGUAGAGAAGCUAGCGAUCGAGUCACUCUAGAGAGGGACACUGUCCAGAAGGCUCUGGAUGAGGAGAAACAGAAUGCCUUGAAUUUGAGGUCUGCGGCUUCUGAAAUGAAGAGCAGAGUAGAUGAAACCGUGGAGGAGUUGAUGCACAUAAGGAGUGAGAGAGAGAACUUGGUUUUGCAGAACAAGAGCGUCCAAAGCAAAUUCGAGUUGUCUGAAAAAGAAAAGGAAUUGCUUGAGAAGAAGGUCUCAGAUGCACAGCGAACUAUUGAAGACUUGGAGGCGAAAAUCUCAUCUGCUGGUAUCAAGUUGGAGCGAACAUUGGCUGCCGUCUUGAAGAGAACUGCAGCUGUAGUGAAUCCUGUACAGGACGAGACUAAUGGUAGAGAGGAGGCAUUCGAAGAACAGAAGCUCGAGGAAGAUUUUCAACCAUUGGCCAGGGAAUUAGAAGCCAUCAAGAGUGCUUUCCUGAUCAAAGAGUCCCUGGUGGAAGAUCUAAACUGGCAGAUGAAGUUGCUGCAAGACUCUGCAGCCAAGGCACAUAAGGAAAAGGGCUUUUGGACUUUGCUUUCCUCGGCAACCACAUUGCUCGCCGCAGCAUCAGUCGCGUACUUUGCCAGGGGACGAUGAUACAUAGUAGUUUCUACGUUAGCCGUGUCUGUUGCGAUGGCUAGUGAGUACUUUCACUUGCCUGAUAAACCGAUGAAGUUACGUUAGAAGGCACGAUUUUGAUUCAUGCCGUUUUUGCUGUCCCUUUAAACAUGAUAUGCAGAACAAUAAUGUGCUUCAACAUUCUGGAAAUGCUUAUUCAGAGUGAUGUCUGAAUCUGAAUCCUCCCUUUGAAUUCAAAGAUUGAAGUAGUAUCUACAUUUUCUCA
Molecule: messenger RNA, 2244 nt
Organism: Rhodamnia argentea
Lineage: Eukaryota; Viridiplantae; Streptophyta; Magnoliopsida; Myrtales; Myrtaceae
Product: spindle pole body component 110-like
Exons: 1
Coding region: 117-1997 (626 amino acids)
Source: RefSeq, a predicted model, not a curated record